CGAUGAGGAACUUCUGCACCCGGAUAUGCCACGCAACAUUCUCUUGCAACAAUCAGUUUGUGUAUGCUGUGAUGAGAGAUGGAAUUGUAUUGAUACUCGAUGCUUCUCACCUCUGUCCCAGAUUUGAGAUUGAUCCAUCCACUUACAUCCCAUCUGAUAUCAGAUGGAAUGGGGUCCCCUUGGUGAUUGCUGCACAUCCUGGAAAGCCGAACCAGUUCGCUCUGGGUUUGAGUGAUGGCGGAGUGCUGGUGGUUGAGCCUCAAAAGUCUGAAGAUGAAUGGGUUGAUGACAACACCGAAAUAACAGCAAAGUUGUAGUAAUAGACUAAUAGGAUUAUAGGAAGAAGACACUGAGAAAUGAAGUUUUGGUAUUCGUUUAGAACCUCAAAAUGGGAUCCUGACUUGUCUGCGAGGUUUUACUUCAAUUUGGAAAAAAAAAAAAAAAAGGUUUUGAUUGCAUUCUACUUUCAAUA
Molecule: messenger RNA, 472 nt
Organism: Ipomoea triloba (trilobed morning glory)
Lineage: Eukaryota; Viridiplantae; Streptophyta; Magnoliopsida; Solanales; Convolvulaceae
Product: protein TOPLESS-like
Exons: 2
Coding region: 3-317 (104 amino acids)
Biological process (GO): regulation of DNA-templated transcription
Molecular function (GO): protein binding
Source: RefSeq, a predicted model, not a curated record